AUGCCACAGAAGAGCCAGACCUACAGCUACCCAAUUUCCAGAGCCAUGUCACCUCCAUCGGAUUUGUCUGAAACAAGUUCGUAUGGCGGAAGUCGCUCGUCUGGCGGUAGCUAUUCGGUGAGCUCGGGGCGAAGUUAUGCUCCCAGCCAACACAGCGACUAUGACUCUUAUAGCUCACACCACCACGGCGGCGUUGAUGUUGUCGAUAUGUUAAGCCAGAGAAUGAACGAUGCCUUUGAUCCCAUCACAAUGGAUCGUGCGCUGGUCUCUCAGGCACAAACAUCUGGGCAAUUGAAUGCCAAACAGCGCGAAUUGCAGGAAUUGCAAGCACUCGCGCAGAGAAGAUUGAAAACUGCCAGAGUGAACUUCGCUGAAGGUAUAGAAGCUACGCGAGAAACCAGACGAGAUAUUGAGUAUAUCGCAAAGAAAACCUCGUCGAUGAAAUCAAAGGCGGAGAAGAAACAUCCUGAAGCAUAUGCAAAAGCCAGCCGAAGCCGCCAUUGA
Molecule: messenger RNA, 504 nt
Organism: Exophiala bonariae
Lineage: Eukaryota; Fungi; Ascomycota; Eurotiomycetes; Chaetothyriales; Herpotrichiellaceae
Exons: 3
Coding region: 1-504 (167 amino acids)
Biological process (GO): endosome organization; regulation of protein localization
Cellular component (GO): endosome; BLOC-1 complex
Source: RefSeq, a predicted model, not a curated record